Magallana angulata is the source of this 1996-nucleotide messenger RNA. RefSeq names its product interferon-induced protein 44-like. The coding region runs from base 273 to 1859 and encodes 528 amino acids. The record is from RefSeq and is a predicted model, not a curated record. Lineage: Eukaryota; Metazoa; Mollusca; Bivalvia; Ostreida; Ostreidae. The transcript is spliced from 10 exons. Gene Ontology annotation, molecular function: GTP binding.
AGACUUGUGUACACAUCCUGCCCAAUAUUAAUUUAUGAUAAUCAGAGCGUAUCUUAAAUCGACACUUGAACAUUCCAAAAGCUUUAGACAUGCAAUGAGUGGAAAUUAAAACGAAAGUGAAACACAUAAAACUAAGAGCGGUCGGAAGAGAACCUAUCUUUGACAUGAUCUUUAAGAAGAACAAACAUAGCUACGUUGCGAUUUCGAGAAACGAUGGACAUGUUCCUAAGUUUUCUGACAAUUGAGCAUCAACUUUUCGGCAAUUCUGUGUAAUGGCGUAUGGACACAAUUCGAAACCAACUUCACUCCUUACCAAAGACAACAAAGCACAAUUAUCGUCAUGGAUUGGUAAAAAAUGCCAAUUUGAGUUGCUGUACAAAAUAAGCAGGGAUGGCUGUUGCUCAAGUACGUUUCAUGAUAUCUGUGACGGAGAAGGCCCCACAGUUACCAUACUAUACAACACAGACACCACUGUUUACGGAGGAUUCCUGUCUCAGAGUUGGACGUCAUCUGGAAACUACAUCGAUGACCCAAACGCUUUCUUAUUCAUUCUAUCUCACCAAAGCGUCCAAAGUCCUCGAAAGUUUCCUCUGACCGAUCAUACAAAGGCUGCAUUUGCUCACAAUCUAUUUGGACCAACUUUUGGAGAAGUUAGUGGGAGAGAUAUGAUACGUCUGCCACAGAAUCGCGGUCAAAAUUAUCUUUUCAGUGGUCUUCAAAUGUGGAAAGGAAAUAUUGACAACAGUUUAAUGCAACCAUAUCUGAUAAGUUUCCAAAAUACAGUAUAUGCUUCGAAUCCACGAUGUUCUCCAGGCUAUGGGUCACCGCAUGCAAACAACAGCAAUCAAGUCUUCAAUCUUAAUGGGGAAGUCAAUUUUGGUGUAAACUCUGAUGGACAAUACAUGAAUAUGAACAAUAUCAACUAUAUGCUUGUGUCCGAUUUAGAAGUUUAUUCAGUGAAAGCUGUGGUCAUUCAACAGGCAUCAAAUUUAAGACAACUUAAUACAACACACGAAGUAUCCAAACAAUGGCGGGAACCACCUCAGUGGAGUGAGCAGAGUUUUCAACAAUUGAAAGACUUUGUCUCCAGGUACAAGCCAUUACCUGACAUGAAGAUCUCGGAGGUCAAUAUUUUACUGGUAGGACAGAUCAACGCUGGAAAGUCUAGUUUUUUCAACACUUUGAACUCCAUUUUUCGUGGGGAAAUAUCUGCACGCGCAUGCGCCGGAAGUUCGCAGCACAGUCUUACUACAGAUCUUCGGAAAUAUAGAAUACGUAACCGGGCAACCAGUGGUUAUCUGAAUUUCCGGCUUUGUGACACCCGUGGAUUAGAGGAAGAAAUGUCCAUGCAUCUGCAGGACAUGGCGCUUCUUCUGGAUGGACAUUUAUCAGACCAGUAUAAGUUUAACCCAAUGGCACAUGCCACCCAAAGAGAUCUGGGUGUUGUCCUUAACCCAACGUUUCAGGAUAAGAUUCAUUGUGUGGCUUUUGUGGUGGAUGGAAGUUCCAUUGACGUCAUUAAAGGAAACGUUUCCCAAAAAUUGAUGCAUUUUCGUUCUUUGAUGAUUGAAAGAGGAAUUCCACACGUUGUUUUCCUGACAAAAUUAGACAAGGUUUGUCCUAUGGUUGACGAAGAUGUUCGAAAAAUCUAUCAAAGUCAAGCCUGUAAAAAAGCCAUAGAAACAGCAGCUGACGUCAUAGGAAUUCCUCGAGGUCACGUGUUUCCGGUCAAAAAUUACGAACAAGAAACUCAAUUACAAAGAAAUGUCAGUAUUGUUGCUCUGACAGCAAUGAGACAGACGCUGGUGUUUGCUGAUGACUACCUAGAAGAUCAGUACGAGCUUCAGUCUGACCAAUAGAUUCUGAUUAAAGAUAUAAUCUUACUAAGUACACAUAUUACAUCUGUACUAAACUUUUACGACCCACUUUCAUUCAGAUGCACUCUAAUUAAAGUAUAUAUGAUGUUAUGCUUAAUAAAGGAUAAAAAAAAGAAACA